Molecule: messenger RNA, 861 nt
Organism: Chaetomium globosum CBS 148.51
Lineage: Eukaryota; Fungi; Ascomycota; Sordariomycetes; Sordariales; Chaetomiaceae
Exons: 2
Coding region: 1-861 (286 amino acids)
Source: RefSeq, a predicted model, not a curated record
AUGGCGAGUGGACGCAACAUCUCCGGCGUAGAAGUAACCAACCGUCUCGCGGCCCUCACCGACAUCGGUGGCGUCAACAGCAUCCGCUCCUUCACCCGCAGCUGGCAACGCGCCGCAGGCUUCUCCGAAGUCAUCCCUCAGCGCCCCUCCUUCGUCUUCGCCCCAGACCAAGCCCCCAUCGCACCCCCGCCAGACGAUGCCGCCGCCGGCGAUCUGUCGCCCUACUCCCAACAACAGCGCGAUAUCGAGACCGGCACCGGCGGCUCGCCAUCCCUCAUCCGCCAGCACCUCGAAGCCGCCUUCCGCGCCGGCGAGCAGCACCCCCCGCGCCACGACAGCCCGGAACCAGGCGCCAGCAUCAGCGCCAGCCACGGCUCCCUCCUCCACCGCUCCUCCAUCAGCGACUCGCGCGAGGGGAAAUCCCUCGACGGCAACGGCAGCGGCAGCGACCCCGACCUCCUCCCGUCCAUCUUCCGCAUCGGCAGCCACACCACGACCGCCUCCGCCGGCGGUACCUCCAUCUUCGCUAUCCCGCCCCACCUGGCCACCCCGCCACUCGUGGGCAGUUACCGGUCGCUGGUGUCCGGCCUGGAUUAUGGCACCGUCCGCUCUGAUGUGAGCGGUGGGGGAGGUGGUGAUAUGGCGCACGCCGCUGCCUUGUGGCGCCAGCAGCAGGAGGCCGGGGGAAAUGUGCCUGACGGGGAGCUCCCGCCCAUAUUGGUCAAGGAGGUGGAGCAGGAUGGGAAGUUUGUGUUGGCUGUGGAGGGGCAGUCGACGCUGCCGCAGACGGUGUUUAACUCGACCAAUUAUGCUUGUUGGGUCAGACUUUUGGAUGCUUUGGUGUUGGUUGCUGACUGGUGA